Messenger RNA from Linum tenue, 1501 nucleotides. NCBI's taxonomy places the organism in Eukaryota, Viridiplantae, Streptophyta, Magnoliopsida, Malpighiales, Linaceae. The record is from the annotation of a GenBank genome assembly.
GGUUCUAGUGCAAGAAGGGAAGAUACAAAUACAGUGGUAGCUGGAUUGGGAUUGGUUAGCAAUCCUAUAGAUGGCGAAGAGUUGGGAUCCAUUUGGUGAUUCGUGGAGCUUUAGGAAUUUUGAUUGGAAUGUGGAGAAAUCCCAUUUUCCUGGAGGAGCCGAAUUGGAAGCCUAUAGCAGGGCAGUGUCUGAUGAUAUUUUUGAUCGUCUCCCUGUGGAUCCGUUUGGCAUGGACAUCAAGUCCAGAUUCAGUGCGGUGAAAGGAUGGAUUGGAGUUUUCGAGGCCGAUUUUGGUGAUGUUGGGAACGAUGAUGGCGAGAAGAAGUUCGUUGGCGAUGGAUUGUUUUCGGAGUUUGAUUGGUUUCUCAAUGAUGGUGUGAGGCUGCAGUCACGGUCUAACAUCAAUAUCGGUUCGAUCUCGAUUCAUGAUAACAUCUAUGAUCUAGGGAUUGAUUGUGAAUAUGGCGAUUUCGGUUCAAAAAUUGAUUUCGAGAAUGUGAUACUCUCCAGUAAAGGGAAAGAAUCAACAAGAAGGGAAGAGUGUGAUGCAAAUGCUUGCUCCGUGUCCAUAGAUGGUUGUUCUCCUCACAGUUUGGGGAUUGAUUCUGUAUUCAAUGCGAGCAGUGGAGUUGUCUUUGAUGAAGAGAAAGAGUGCGAAGAUAAAAAAGGUGGUGAGCCACCUGAUGGUUUCGAUUUAGUUCUGUCUUACCUAGGUGUGAGGGAGCUCCUUGUGGUUGAAAUGGUAUCCAAGUCUCUUCGUGAUGUUGUCCGAGAUAAUUCUCUAUGGAAAAACAUUUAUAUCGAUCAACCAUUAAGUGAGAAAAUAACCGAUGAUGUUCUUGGCAAGUUAGCUGGUAGGGCACAAGGCACUUUGCAAUCCUUGACACUGGUUGGAUGCACAAAAAUCAGUGAUACUGGAUUGAUGCGGGUUCUUGAAAGCAAUUUGAGUUUGCAAAAGUUAUCAGUCCCCAGGUGUCUAAGGCUAACCGUCGAUGGCAUUGUGGGAAUUUUGAGGGCCUUGAAGUUGGCAGGCACUCUAAAAUUGAAACACUUGAGAUUUGGUUGCUUCGUUGGUGUAACUGACCAUCAAUUUGAAGAGCUGAGUUCCAUUCUUGGUGCAGAGAUGCAGACAGAGCAGAUGAGCAACAAGAAGAAGCCUCAGUUCUAUCACGUGGGACAAUUUUAUCUCUCAUAUGAUGAUGAUCGUGCCUUUGACAUCGAAAGGUGCCCAAAAUGUCAGAAACUGAAGCUGAUUUAUGAUUGCCCUUUAGAGGGUUGUCAAGUGAGCGAUCAAGCUGCCAGCCAACUAUGUAGGGCUUGCACUCAGUGCAUUCCUCGAUGCAUUCACUGUGGGCAGUGUAUUCGGGAUAGGGAUUAUGAGGAAACCUUCACGUUGGACCAUCUUUGUUUGGUCUGCAGGAAGGAACUCCAGACUUGUGACGAGAAGCAUGAAAUGAAGAGUGUGUCUUCUUCAGGAAGCAUCAUCUUUGUGGACAAAUGA